CUCCUUCCUUCCGGUUCCUGGAACUGCCAGCGCGAAGUGAUCCGGACCCAGCUAGGCCGGAACCAUGACUACCCUGGAUGAUAAGCUCUUGGGAGAAAAGUUGCAGUACUACUACAGCAGUAGUGAGGAUGAGGACAGUGACCGUGAGGACCAGGAUGGGGGAAGAGGUGCUCUGGCUAGCGGUUCAAUGCCCGCAGAGGCUGAGCUGGCAGGCGAAGGCAUCUCAGUUAAUACAGGUCCAAAAGGUGUGAUUAAUGACUGGCGCCGUUUCAAGCAGUUGGAAACAGAGCAAAGGGAAGAGCAAUGCCGGGAGAUGGAAAGGCUGAUAAAGAAGUUGUCAAUGACUUGUCGGUCCCAUCUGGAUGAAGAAGAGGAGCAACAGAAGCAGAAGGACCUCCAGGAAAAGAUCAGCGGGAAGAUGACGCUGAAGGAGUUUGCCAUGAUGAGUGAGGACCAAGAUGAUGAAGAGUUUCUAGAGCAGUAUCGGAAGCAGAGAAUGGAAGAGAUGCGGCAGCAACUUCACAAAGGGCCCCAGUUCAAGCAGGUCUUUGAGAUCCUCACUGGAGAAGAGUUUUUAGACAUGAUUGAUAAAGAACAGAAAAACACCCUCAUCAUGGUCCAUAUUUAUGAGGAUGGCAUCCUGGGGACGGAAGCCAUGAACGGGUGCAUGAUCUGCCUUGCUGCAGAGUACCCAGCUGUCAAAUUCUGCCGAGUUAAGAGCUCGGUUAUUGGGGCCAGCAGUCGGUUCACCAGAAAUGCCCUCCCUGCCUUGCUGAUCUAUAAGGGGGGUGAAUUGAUUGGUAACUUUGUUCGUGUCACAGACCAGCUGGGGGAAGAUUUCUUUGCUGUGGACCUUGAAGCUUUUUUACAGGAAUUUGGAUUACUCCCAGAAAAGGAAGUCUUGGUGCUGACAUCUGUGCGCAGCUCUGCCACCUGUCACAGUGAGGAUAGUGAUCUGGAAAUAGACUGAAGUAAUAGCCUAACUGCAUACAUCUCUCAUUGUUUGGGUUGGAAAAUUCAUGUCUGGGUGUUUAUUUUGGUGGUUCUAUCUUCUGGCUUUUUGGAUGUUCUUUGUAGUCUGUUUUAUUCUGUGUAAAGUCACGAAAUUCUUAGAUUAAAUCA
Elephantulus edwardii (Cape elephant shrew) is the source of this 1122-nucleotide messenger RNA. RefSeq names its product phosducin-like (gene PDCL). The coding region runs from base 65 to 970 and encodes 301 amino acids. The record is from RefSeq and is a predicted model, not a curated record. Lineage: Eukaryota; Metazoa; Chordata; Mammalia; Macroscelidea; Macroscelididae. The transcript has 4 exons. Gene Ontology annotation, biological process: regulation of G protein-coupled receptor signaling pathway.